Vespula pensylvanica (western yellowjacket) is the source of this 1529-nucleotide messenger RNA. It is a transcript of the gene Rrp45, whose product is annotated as exosome complex component RRP45. NCBI's taxonomy places the organism in Eukaryota, Metazoa, Arthropoda, Insecta, Hymenoptera, Vespidae. The transcript is spliced from 9 exons. Gene Ontology annotation, cellular component: nuclear exosome (RNase complex); cytoplasmic exosome (RNase complex). Bases 150 to 1382 code for a protein of 410 amino acids. Gene Ontology annotation, biological process: U1 snRNA 3'-end processing; nuclear polyadenylation-dependent mRNA catabolic process; TRAMP-dependent tRNA surveillance pathway. The record is from RefSeq and is a predicted model, not a curated record.
CACUAUACUAUUUUCUUGUUCCAAACAAGAAUCAUAAGUGACAACUUGUGCACAAGCACGUGUACUUCAUUUAUAUGAAAAUAAUAUUAUAUUUCUCGUAGAAAUCAUAUAAUAAAGAACGAAAGAAAAAUUCCGUAAUAAAUACUGCAAUGAAGAAAACUAUUUUGACAAAUUGUGAGAGAAACUUUAUUAAUGCGUCCAUAGAAAAAAAAACGCGAUUAGAUGGAAGAGAUCUUUUUGAAGCAAGAUCCGUUAACAUUUAUUUCGGUUCUGAUUGGGGUACUUGUAUCGUAUCCCUUGGAAAAACAAGAGCAGUUGCACAAGUAUCAUGUGAUAUCCAACAACCUAAACCAUCUCGACCAAAUGAAGGUAUGAUUUAUAUUAAUGUCGAGUUGAAUCCAUUAGCAGCACAACAUUUUGAAAAUAAUCGACAAUGUGAAGCUGCUACUUUAAUAAACAGACAAUUAGAAAAAUGUAUAAAAGAAUCCAAAUGCAUAGAUUUGGAAUCUUUAUGUAUCGUGGCUGACAAAAAGGUAUGGAAUUUAAGACUUGAUAUCAACAUUUUAAAUCACGAUGGAAAUUUGAUUGAUUGUGCAUCUAUUGCUGCCCUUGCAGCACUUUUGCAUUUUCAUAGACCAGAUGUAACAUCAACUGGAGAUAAUAUUAUUGUUCAUCCAUUUAAUGAAAAGGAUGCUUUACCACUGAGAUUGUUUUUCUUACCUGUUUGUGUUUCGUUUAUAACAUUUGAAAGUGGAAUUACUAUCAUGGAUCCUACUUAUAUAGAAGAAAAAGUUGCUGUAGCUCAAUUAACUCUUGGUGUAAAUUCAUAUAAAGAACUGUGUAGUUUACAUUUCGAUUACUUAACAAAAACAUUAACUGUUGAAGAUGUUAUAUCUGUAGCUUCUAAUCAUGUUGCAAAAUAUGCAAUUAAUUUAAUAAAACAAAUUAAAGAAGCAGUUGUAAAAGAUAUAAGUUUAAGAUAUAGUAAAGAUAAUACUUACAGUUGUCAUAUCAAAGAGUGUAUAAUUUCAAACAAAAUAACUACUAUGUGUAAUGAUAAUAUCAGUAUUAAAUUACAUAACUGGAAUUUCACACAGCAACAUAAAAAUGAGACCUAUGAAAAUGAUAACAAUGAAGAAACUAAUCAUAUUGUGAAAUUAGCUGAAGGUUUUGCUGAAUUGAUUACAAAUGAGACAAAAACAAUAGGAGAUGGUGGUCAUAAUUCAUGGUGCCCAUCAUCAGAAGAUGAAAUGAGUGAUGUUGAAAUUAUAUCUGUAAAUGAAUCUUCAAACACUACAAUUAAUAAAGCAGAUAUUUUAGAAUUAGAUGAUGAUAGUGAAGAGGAAAUUAUUGAAAUAGUUGAUAAAAAAGAUAUAAUAUAAUACACAUAGUAAAAACAUGAAUUUUAUAUAAAAAAUAUAUCUUACAAUUAUUCAAGAUUAUAAAAUUUAAUCUUAUUAUAUAUAAUGAUAUUAAUAAUCGUAGAUUAUAGUAAGGAAUAAUGAAUUGUAUGUUACUCGAAAUCUAAA